CCCAGGCCCGGCACAGGCACGGCGCGUCCGGAAGCCCCAGCUGUUCCCACAGCAGACCGCGACGGACCCCCGGAGGGAUCCUGGUUAGGGACCGGCAUGUCCUUAACGAGAGGCUUCCUCAAAGCCGAUGCGGCUACCAGCUUUCUGAGAGCAGCAAGAUCGGGUAACUUGGACAAAGCUUUGGAUCACCUGCGGAAUGGCGUAGACAUUAACACCUGUAACCAGAAUGGGCUGAACGGCUUGCACCUGGCCUCUAAAGAAGGCCAUGUGAAGAUGGUGGUUGAACUUCUGCACAAAGAAAUCAUCCUAGAAACGACAACCAAGAAAGGGAACACAGCUCUGCACAUCGCCGCCCUCGCAGGUCAGGAUGAGGUGGUCCGGGAGCUGGUCAACUAUGGCGCCAAUGUCAACGCCCAGUCACAGAAAGGCUUUACACCCUUGUACAUGGCAGCACAAGAGAAUCACUUGGAAGUGGUUAAGUUUUUACUGGAAAAUGGAGCUAAUCAGAAUGUAGCCACAGAAGACGGCUUCACUCCUCUAGCCGUGGCUCUGCAGCAGGGCCAUGAAAACGUGGUGGCACACCUCAUCAACUACGGGACAAAGGGCAAGGUGCGCCUCCCUGCCCUGCACAUCGCAGCCCGUAAUGAUGACACCCGGACAGCUGCGGUGCUUCUGCAGAAUGACCCCAACCCGGACGUGCUUUCCAAGACGGGAUUCACCCCCCUCCACAUCGCAGCUCACUACGAGAACCUCAACGUGGCCCAGCUACUCCUCAACAGGGGCGCCAGUGUCAACUUCACGCCACAGAACGGCAUCACGCCACUGCACAUCGCCUCCCGCAGGGGGAACGUGAUCAUGGUGCGGCUCCUGCUAGACCGCGGGGCCCAGAUAGAAACAAGGACCAAGGAUGAAUUGACACCUCUCCACUGUGCAGCUCGGAAUGGGCACGUGCGAAUCUCAGAGAUCCUGCUGGACCACGGGGCACCCAUCCAAGCUAAAACCAAGAAUGGCCUGUCUCCAAUUCACAUGGCGGCUCAGGGAGACCACCUUGACUGUGUCCGACUUCUGUUGCAAUACAACGCGGAGAUAGACGACAUCACCCUGGACCACCUGACCCCACUCCAUGUGGCAGCCCACUGCGGCCAUCACAGAGUAGCCAAGGUCCUUUUGGAUAAAGGAGCCAAACCAAAUUCCAGAGCCCUGAAUGGCUUUACCCCCUUGCAUAUCGCCUGCAAGAAGAACCACAUCCGUGUCAUGGAGCUGCUGCUGAAGACGGGAGCUUCCAUUGAUGCUGUCACCGAGUCUGGCUUGACACCUCUCCAUGUGGCCUCCUUCAUGGGGCACCUGCCCAUCGUGAAGAACCUCUUGCAGCGGGGGGCAUCACCCAACGUCUCCAACGUGGUAAGCCCACGGGGAGGGCAAGGGUUCUUUCCUCUGGACCGAGAGCUCAGAGAGGAGCUUAGCUAG
Messenger RNA from Panthera uncia (snow leopard), 1467 nucleotides. RefSeq names its product ankyrin-1-like. The coding region runs from base 97 to 1467 and encodes 456 amino acids. Gene Ontology annotation, biological process: negative regulation of delayed rectifier potassium channel activity; neuronal action potential. The record is from RefSeq and is a predicted model, not a curated record. The transcript has 12 exons. Gene Ontology annotation, molecular function: transmembrane transporter binding. Gene Ontology annotation, cellular component: axon initial segment; synapse; membrane. NCBI's taxonomy places the organism in Eukaryota, Metazoa, Chordata, Mammalia, Carnivora, Felidae.